This is a messenger RNA of Xiphophorus couchianus (Monterrey platyfish), 7895 nucleotides long. RefSeq names its product vascular endothelial growth factor Ba (gene vegfba). Lineage: Eukaryota; Metazoa; Chordata; Actinopteri; Cyprinodontiformes; Poeciliidae. Gene Ontology annotation, molecular function: growth factor activity; heparin binding; vascular endothelial growth factor receptor binding. Bases 1285 to 2184 code for a protein of 299 amino acids. The record is from RefSeq and is a predicted model, not a curated record. Gene Ontology annotation, cellular component: membrane. Gene Ontology annotation, biological process: response to hypoxia; vascular endothelial growth factor receptor signaling pathway; positive regulation of protein phosphorylation. The transcript is spliced from 10 exons.
GUUUAACUGAAAGUGUGUCACCCCUAAAAAAAAUCAUCCUAGGUUCCCUACAUGAUCUUGAACUUGUGCUGAUUGGAAGAAAUAUAUUUAAAAAGUCAGUAUUUUAAUUUAUGAUAUUUUAUUUAGUCAAAAAAAGCUGAUGAUAACGUACAAUUAUCAGAGUAUAAAUCUCUUGAGUUCGUUUUUCAGCUUUCUCAAUAUACAAUUCCCCUAAAUCUGACUAUAUGAGGCUCAACAUGUGCUGGUUUAUAGCCCCUCAGGCUAACUGAAUUUUAAAGGAAUCCUCCAGAGGCAUGACCCCCGUGUCCUCAGAGGCAAGCACGGCCACGCUCCCCUUCUUGCAUAGUGGGGGCCCCCGGAGGCCCCCUGAUCCCUCACUCUGGGACCAAUAGAGACGCUGCACCUGUAUCCAGUGCGCCUGUCCCGUUCGGAAGAAAGUUGGCGGCGCAAUGAUUACGCUGCGUGCGUCUCAAGGGCAAAGGAAGCGAGGAAAGCGAUCACAAUAACAAAUGUAGAGUGCUGCACCUUUCCGCGGCUCUUUCUGGCUCCGUCUGUGUCUCUGUGUGUGCGGACUGCCCUGCUGCUGAUGCGCUGCCUCAGCCGCAGAUGCACUUCCAUGUCAGAGGAGGUUCGGGAUUAUAGGGGUUAUUUAUAAGGAGGUAAUUUUAAAGAAAGAAAACAGCGGAGAGAUGCGCCUGGAGAGGAGACGUCACAUUUUAAUUUGGAGCGAAUGUGUAGUGAAAGCGUGACCGAGUAAGAGGAGAGGAAUAUGCAGCGCUGUUCCUCAGCACGGCGGAUCUUCACCGGAUAAAACGUCCUAUUCCUGGAUGAUGCAGUUUUUUGUGUGUGUGUGUUCCUUAUAGACACGCCAGGAUUUUCUGAUCGCUCCACGUUUCAGCGGGAAUCUGUAUAAUCCUUCCGUCACGCCACGCCGGCUGGAACCCCCCACAUCAUCACUGGCUUCAAGGGAUCAGAGCCAAACGGGACUGAUUAAAGAAACGGGCUUUAAUUUAAAGUUCAUUCAUUUUUCCAAGACAAAGGCCCGAAUCUGCUGCUGUGCUCCCAAGCCCAAAUGCAAGAAAGCAAAGUUGAUAUUCCAGCAUUGAUGAUGCCACCCUGGGAGCGCUUUCAAGGAAGGGAGACUGGAGAAUGAAAGCGGGACAUCUGCGUCUGUAACCGGCGAAGAAAACCAACACAAGCCACCUACUCAGUCUUUCUUUCUUCUUCUUUAUUUUGGAUUGGACCAAAAAUACUUCUUAAGGUGCGCCUUUUGACUCCUGCACGAUGGGGAUUAUGCUUCAAGUUAUUUUAGGAAUGUUUCAGUUCCUGCUGCUCACCAGAAUACCGACCUUCCAUGCCAAGCUCGCUCACUGGCGGCCGGCAGACUCCCCCAGAUCCAGGGAAGGUCGGGAAGUGCGACGGUGGUUGGAGGUGUAUUCCCGCAGCGGCUGCGAGCCUCGCGACACUCUGGUGGAGGUUUGGCGGGAGUUGCCGGGGGAGAUCCAUCACCUCUUCGUCCCGUCCUGUGUGUCUGUGAAGCGAUGUGGUGGCUGCUGCGCCGAUGAGGCCUUGGAGUGUGUGCCUUCGCUAACACACACCCUCACCAUGGAGCUGAUGAGAACGUCCUUCAUGAAACACGAGCUCAUCGAGCUGCCCUUUGUAGAGCACAGCCAGUGCGAGUGCAGGUUAAAGGAACAGUUCCAGCCAACACCCACUACCAGGCUCCAUUUGAAGCCAGCAGGAAAAGAGAGGAAAAAAGAGGGGAGGAAGUCCAGGCAGAGGAAAACCGGAUCCAUCAGAUCUGUAACCCAUGCUCCUCUGAUUCCUCCCUCCACCUUUUCUCCUCCUCCACCUCCUCCUCCCACCGCUCUACCUCCUCCUUCCUCCUCACUGAAGCCUCGGUGCCGCAUGUACAGUUCUCAGAUGAAGGAGCUCUCCAUCAGAACCCAUGCUCCUGUGAUUCUUCCUUCCAUGCCCCCACCUCCUCCAUCUCUUCGUCCCACCACCCUAAGCUCCUCUCUGCCUCCGUCCCCGACACCUCGGUGCCGCCCAUGCAGAGGAAGGAAGUGGGCCCUGGAUGAAACGUUGUGUCAGUGCAGAUGCACCCUCAAAGCCAAGAACUGCAGUCGAAAAGGCCAGACUCUCAACUCUCGUCAUUGCAAGUGUGAAGCGACAAGGACUUGAUCCGUCCAGCCACUUGCUUCAUAUCCCACCAAAUAUCUUUAGCUCCAUCACCUGCUCUGAGCAUCUGUGCAAUGGACAGUGCAGAUGGUCGGGCGUCCAGUAUCAACCAGAAGGAUGUAUUAGUAGAAGCACACACUAGAACCUGUACUCGUGUAUCAUUACACCCUAAAUGUGCUGUAGAUCUGUAUGUGUGCAAGCAUAUUUUCCACCUCGUCACUUCUGUGGCAGAGCUUCGUGUAAGGGUGUGUGUGUGUGUGUGUUUGUGCACAUUUUGUGUCACUUGAGUGAAGGAUGAAGGCACUAGGACUCUCUGUGCUAAGUCGUGUUUUUUGUUGGAGACUGGAUUGCAAUUUAACUGCACAAGAGACCAGACUGGCUGGGCCAAAGUGUCCUUCAUGUUGAUGUUUCGGUGGAAGGAAAACUGCACACAGGUUUAAAUCAAGAGGAUUUGAGAAGCAGCAGCGUGUUAUCGGUGGACAUAUGUACUUUGAGACGCACCAGAAGGAUAUGGGGCAUGUUCAUGAGCUGGCACCCCGGUGUCUCUGGACCUAAUAGAGAGGAUGAAUGUUGGGACGGGUGGUAUCUGUGUGGUCUGCUCACUGAAAGACACAGAUGGGUUAUCCCUGCAACCGUUCACUCUCACUCAAAGCGUAUGACCACGGGCUGGCUCUCCAAGCCUCUUUCCGGCAUUUGUUUAAUUUUGAGCCCUUUGUGUUCAUCUCUCUUCAGCUCCUCAAUUGAAAGGAGCCGCUUUGCCUCUCUUUGCCUCUCUUUUCGGCAGUGAGGAGAAUGACAAUAAUGAGGCCUGGCGGCUCUCCACCGCUUCACUCACACAAACAUUCACACUUAUAAUACCAGGAACACAGACGUCAGGCUAAAUGCAGACAUUGAUGCUGCUGCGGCACACAUGCAUCCAUAUCUGCACACAUACAUGCAAUGUGAAAUGAAUGCUAGUAGCCAUAAGCCAUUUGUGCAAAUAUAUGUCAGUUUCUCUGCAAUUUUACUGCAAAGUAAGCAUAUAUAGAGUAUUUUAUAACAUGCCACUCUUUUAUAUUUUAUUAUAAUUGUCCCAGGUUGAUUGCAGAGGUAAUGGAGAGUAUAUAUUGCGGGAAGUGUCUUUGUUUUGCUUGUGUUCAUCUUUAAUCCGCCUGCAUAACGACUCACGCUGGGUGGCCUGCUGAUUCGAUGCCCAAAUGUAUUGAAUUUAAACAGAGAGGGCUCACACGAGUCACAAAUGGGAGACUCUAUAGAUUUACAAAGUGUAAUUCAAACAAUCAGUGGGGUGGUGUUGUGUGCAGCACACAGAAACCAAGCAAAUAGCUGUCCCCGGUGCAGUGAAAGGAAAACAUAGCUAUUGUUGUUGCAUGUUAGAGCCCGGAUGCAGGGAGUGUUUCUCACCCAGAGCAUAACUUGUUUAUAUUCAGGCUGAAUCUCACGGUUUUACUCAGUGUUACUUUAUGACUGCUCGGCUGCAGAGUUGGGGAACAAAGAAUUACUUUUCAAGCAGCUUGUCAGUCAGUUGGUGUGUGGAGCUGAAGAAGUGGCAGGUCAGAGAGUUUAAAGUCCGUUUUUUCCCCUUCAACUCCCAUUCAGAGUUUGUCUGCUGUGCCAAAUUUGACUGAGAACAUUUUAGCCGUGACGUAUUAGGACUUGGGGUUAGAAAACUGCUCAACAAUAGCUUGAAAACGCCGUGAUUCAUGGCUCAGUGUUCAUACAGUCCCGCUGAUUGAAGAAUGGUCACCCAGAAACAAGCUACCAUCCACAGUGUGAAUUAUUUAUGUGUCGGCACUGAAGCAGCAGAACUUUGUUUCGGUGGCUGCUGUGAUAAGCUUUGUAUUUAUACUCUCCUCAGAUGAGAUUAUGUUUUUUUAUUUCCAUGCUCAUUGUUCAGUGUUUAUUGCUGUCAAUCAAUGCUUCAAUCACUACCUCUCUAUUAAAUAUAUAAUGUAUAUAUGGCAUAGCAAUGACAGCGUAUUAGAGCAUUAUUGUUACUUCCUCUGCGUUGAAUGAGUUAAUGAUGCAUUUGGCAAUAAGGAGAGUCUCUGGUGAAGAGACGGAUUAUUAUUGUUUUAAAGGAAGAGGCUGAACUGGUCCUCUGAGGACAGAGGGGAAGUUUUCCCAGUGCUUUGUUUAACCUCAAUAUUUUCACUGUCCAAUUGUGGCUUUACAGGUGCAUCCCAGUGAAUUAGAAUGUAUUUUAAAAGGUGAUUUAUUUCAGUAAUUCAACUCAAGAAUGGAAAAAUAUGUAUUAUAUAGAUUUAUUGCACAAAGAGUGAUAAAAUUAAAAUAUUUUUUCCUGUUAAUAGUGAUAAUUGCGGGUGAUUAUGGCUUAAUGUAUUGAAAAAGGAUAUUUAAUAGAGAACUCCAUUACUAGUUCUCUAUAAACCCACAAAAUGUCAUUGCUGAAAAAGCUGAUAGCUCAGAGUGCAGUAUCCAAACACAUUUUUUCCUUUCACUAAGCUUUCCAUCAUGGAAUACAGCUCUGUUAACUGGCAGCUUAUCUUACAAUUAUCUUUUGCGACUUACCCUUCUUAUGGAGGGUGUCAGUGUUUUUCUCUCAGUAAAUCCUAACUUUAUGGACUGUACAGUAUGUGGACUCAGUACUUGGUUGGUUUUAGAGCAUGAAGUUUUCUAAAACUUCCCGCUGAUUGGUUGCUUUGACUUAGACUUGAUAAUAUAGAGUGGACCAACACCAGCAGAUGACAUGGUGUUGGUCCACCAUGUCAUCUGCUGUACAAACUUCACUCUGGACAUCAAGCAACAAGGAUUUUGUGCCGCUCCACUCUUCCCACAAACGUUGGGACCUUCAUAUUCAAAUAAAAUACACUAUCCCUAUCGCUUGUGCACUUUUAUCUACCAAACUUUGUCCUUCCACUCAACUUUCCAUUAUUUUGUCAUAUCGCCGGAUCAGAGCCUGUCAGAAUGGGCCUGUUCUUUCAUUUCGGAGGCAUCCUUGUAACUUUACACAUAUAGCUUGAGUCUCACUUGACAAAGAAAGCAGAGUCUGAAAAGUUGUUUGUUUCAUAUACAAACACAAGCUUGAUUUAAUAUAUGUAUGGAAGGAACACCUACUGCAUUCACUUCAAACAUACCCUUCAUUUGUUACACUUACAAAAACAUCUAGAAACAACACUUAUAAGGUCAACUUGUGUAAUGAUGCUUUAUUUAUGAUGCUGUUUGUACACUCACUCCAACUACGUUUCUUCCUUUCACUAAACUUUCCAUUGAUAUGUUUGGACGCAGCUCUGUUAAUCACCAACAUAUUUUGCAAUUGCCUUUUGAGACGUAUCGUUUUUGUGGAGCAUGUCAGCAUAUGCCUCUCAAGUCAGCAAUUCAUAACAUAAUAUCCCAUAAAAACUUUUUUUUGGCCUUAUGUGAUAUUUUGAUAUUCUCUGAAACAAAAAUUUGGGUUUUUAUUAGCAGUAAGCCAUAACCAUCAAAAUUAACAAGAACAAAAUAUUUGAAAUCACUCCUGUGAAUUCAUGUAAUAUUUGAAUUUUGCUCUUUUUUAUUGAACUACAGAAAUAAAUGAAGUACUGGAUUUUCUUAUUUGCUGAGAUGCAUCUGUAUUUAGGAUCACUUAGGGGAAAGUUACGGGAUGGUUGAUACAAGUCUUUUUUUCUCUUAGAAUAAAACUGAUAAACACGAGGAAAUAACUACUAUCAGAGACUCUUCACGUUUUAGAUACAGGAUCACUUAAAAUGAGCUUUAAACCCUCGAGUUCGUUAUUUUUAAAUUUUCACCUGAAAAGUCCCUAAAUAAUUGUCGAUAUGACCUACUGAGCCUUAGGCCAUAGUGACUAACCUUGGGGUCCGUGGCGAAGAGACACUUGAAACAGUUCAGAAAACUCUCCUUGUUCCCAUCACCAGGCCAGAGUGGGAUUUUUCUACUUCUGCUUCAUCAGCGUAAAUAACGACCUCAUAAUGAUGAGUCUGAGAAAGCUUAAAAGCUUAAGCCUCCUUUUAAGCUCUUUCUGCAAAAGAAACUCUGCAUAUAUUUUCCUCUUAUUAGCUGCAGCCUCAUCAACCUGACUUUUUUUCCCUCAAUUUUAACAGAUGGUCCUGGUGCUCGGACCUCCGAGGUGGAAGAGGUUAAAGGUCUCAGUUAGGCAGAUUAGGUUACUUUUGGGUAGAGCCAGGCUAGUUUAGCCCUGUUUCUUUAUCUUAAUGCUAAACCCAACCACCCAGUUCAUGAACCAAAACACAUAUACAUAGAAUAUACAUGGAUUAUGGUAUCAAUCCUCUUGUCUAACUCUUGGGAAGGGAGUUUUUUUUUGUGAUAUCACUUGCAGUCUUUCCUGUUUGGACAUUAAUAAUUUGCAUAAGCAUUUAACACUUUGUGUUUUAAGAUUAGGGAAUAUUUAAAUAAGCAAACAAAUGUUAGAGGGAAACCUGUGAGUAUUUGGACCGCAGUACAGAUUGUACUUGUGAUGGAGAUUGCAGAGCACAUAUUGUAAGAUCAAUUCAUGAUAAAACAAGAAAUAAAAUCUAUUUUGAGGACCAACAGAAACGAAAUCACACAUUCACUUGUGAUGUACAAAAGUAUUUACAACCUUUAGACUUUUUCACCUUUGGCCACAAUAACCACACAAGCUUCAAUAUAGUUUAUUUGUAUAUAUACUUUUUUUCAUUGACAGAUACAAAACACUAACUAGCACAUAAUUACAAAGUGGAAGGGAAAGUAUACAACAGCAGUCUCAGCUGCUUGUCUCCUUUGGUCUGAAUUUGUUUAUUUUCAAAUUUUGCCACAGAGUCUCAAAUGGAUAUGUCUAGACUUUGACUGGGCCAUCCUAACACAAAUCUAUUUUUAUCUAACCCAUCCCAUUUUAUUUCUGGCUGUGCUUUCUGGGGAUUUUUUUGCCAGGAGUUGUAAUCCUCUCCUUGCUGCCCCUGUGUGUUUAGAUAGACUGCCAUCUCUUAGUAGGUGAUGUGUAUCAUUUACCUUUCACUUUACAAUUAUGUAGGACUUUGUGUUGGACUGUCACAUAAAAUCUCAAUCCAACACAUUUUAGCUUGGAGCUGCAAUGCAUUGCUUCACAAAAUAUCAAAGCGUUCAAGGUGUAUUAAUACUUUUGCACUUUGUAUAUUGUGUGUCAUGCACAUUUUCACCAAGCGUUCUGUUUUAAUGCAUGAAAUCUGAUCAGUUUGUCAGGAAACUUUUAUUCUGCAAUCAUCUGUAUUUAUCUGUCCUGCCUCUUCAUGCAGAUAUACAGUGUGGACAUGUUUGUAUCUCUUAGAUGUCCUUCUCCUGUGUGAACGUCCAACAUCAGUGUGCUGUGUACUGUUAAGGUAACUCUCUCCAGCUUCCAGUGUCUGAAUAAACUCUAGUUACCCCCUACUGAACUCUGUAACAUCCUAUAACCUGUCAUAUCCAUACUGUGUAUGACAUAGUGGAUACUUUAGAGACAUAUCUGUAACUUCAUUUUAGCUGUCCAUUACAACAAAUCUCUACUCUGCAAAUACUUUGUACUGCUGUAGCCUAUGUAGAGACAAGAAAGCAACACUCUUUCUUUGCUGCUACACCAUUUGUGCCCUUUUAUGAUGUCUUUGUAGAAAAUGAUGCAGGUUUAUGUUGUAUUAACUUGUAAGUUAAUUGGUUCAUUGUCCUCAUUAAAAGUGUACUCUGCGUCCUCGAAUAUAUCCAGAAUUAUACCAGAAUACAACCAUGAUGUUACAGAUGUUAUUAAAGGAAAUGUCUUAUUUUUCAUAUGA